ACCAAAUAUAAACACUCUCUCUAAUCUCUCGCACUCUCUUUGCAUUUUCCUCUGAAUUUUCCCUGGAAUUUUUUUUUCUUUCUCUCAAUAAUCUUUUAUUUUUCCUAUUUGGGUUAAAAAAAAAAAAAAGUGUGUUCCUUUUUAUUAUUCUGGUUUUCAAAUCUCUCUUCUUCUUUCUUUCUUCUUCUUCUCUUUGCGUGUGUGAGAUAUUUUUCUCCUAUUUCAUCAUCACCUUUUUUUCAGAUUGGUGAUUUUAUAUGUUUAAUGCGCCUCUUCUUCUUCUUCAACCUCACUGUUGUCAAAAGUAAAUCACUGAUCAUCAUCAAAGUUUGCAUUUUUACCUACUGGGUGAGUGUGUGUGUGUAUGUAUAUACAUUAGUCAGAGAUGGAUCGAAGCAGACAUGAGCCAGAGUAUGACGAAUUUGAGAAACUUCUUGGUGAGAUCCCAAAAGUUACUUCAGGGAAUGACUAUCAUAACCAUUUCCCUAUAUGUAUGAGCUCAAGCAGAUCAUCACAACCCAUCAAGAAGUUGGAUCAAUAUGUUCCUGAAGACCGCUCAUUCACCAGUACUUCUUUUGCUGAGUCGAACUUAAACUUUGGGUUCCCGACUCAAACUCUAGAGCCUCCCCAUCCUAUGUUCAUUAACAAUCCUUCUUACCACUCUCCAAGUAGCUCACCUUGUGUAUAUGACAAGUUUGAUUCAAGAAAACUCGACCAGCUGAUGUUUAGGAAGCUGCAACAAGUUGGAUACUUUCCUAAUCUCUCCUCCGGGUACUCACCUGCUCAGCCUCAGCAUUACCUGCCACCCUCGCAGCCUCUGUCUCACUAUCCGCAGUUCGAUCAGCCUCAUAUGAAUUGGAGGAACAUCGAAGAAGAACAUAUUCAGAGGCUUAAACUCCAAGAAGAACAGUAUUUUUCCAUGAACCCUCAUUUCCUCCAUCUUUACAAUAACAAUCAGAGCAUUCAUACUUCUCCAAGACAGGACCAUUUCGAUUAUCGCCAAGCUGAACAGUCUAACAGGAACUUAUUUUGGGAUGGAGAAGAUGGUCAUGAAAGAGGAAGGAGGCGUAUGGAUGAUGGGGUAAGGAAAAUGUACUAUCCAGAGAAAAUUUUAAUGAAACCACAGGUCGGUUUGAACACAGCUAAAGUCAUCAAGUAUGGUGCUGGAGAUGAUGAUUCACAAGAUGGAAGAGUUUGCUUGCAGAAUCAACUCAAUGAAGAUCUCACUAUGAGCCUCAACAAUCUGACACUGCAGCCUCAGAAGUAUAACUCUCUUGCAGAGGCAAGAGGGAGGAUAUAUUACUUGGCAAAGGAUCAGCUUGGUUGUCGCUUCUUGCAGAAAAUAUUUGCUGAGAAAGAUGGGAAUGAUAUAGAGAUUAUCUUUAAUGAGAUCACUGACUAUAUCAGUGAGCUUAUGAUUGACCCCUUUGGAAAUUAUCUGGUCCAAAAGCUGCUCGAAGUAUGUAACGAAGAUCAGAGAAUGAAGAUUGUUCAUUCCAUUACUAGAAAGCCAGGAUUGCUUAUCAGAAUCUCUUGUGAUAUGCACGGGACUAGAGCUGUCCAAAAGAUCGUUGAAACGGCUAAGCGACAAGAGGAGAUUUCGUUAAUCAUUUCUGCUUUGAAGUAUGACAUUGUGACAUUGAUAAAGAAUGUAAACGGUAAUCACGUUGUUCAACGAUGCUUGCAGUAUCUAUUACCUCAAUGCAGAAAGUUUCUUUUCGAAGCUGCAAUCACUCAUUGUGUUGACCUUGCUACUGAUAAGCAUGGAUGUUGUGUUCUUCAAAAGUGUCUUGCCAAUUCUGAAGGAGAACAACAGAAACACUUAGUCUCUGAAAUCACGUCCAAUGCUCUAUACCUCUCCCAAGACCCAUUCGGGAACUACGUUCUUCAAUAUGUCUUUGAGCUUCAACUUCAAUGGGCAACCUUCGAAAUCCUCGAGCAAUUAGAAGGAAACUACACGGCGUUAUCGAUGCAGAAAUGUAGCAGUAAUGUUGUUGAAAGGUGUCUGAAACUAGCUGAUGACAAACACCGAGCUCGCAUCAUCAGAGAACUAAUAAACUAUGGACAUAUUGAUCAAGUCAUGCUUGACCCUUAUGGUAAUUACGUCAUUCAAGCAGCUCUAAAACAAUCCAAGGGGAAUGUGCAUAGUCUUUUGGUUGAUGCCAUUAAGCUUCACAUCCCAUCUCUUCGUACCAAUCCAUACGGUAAAAAAGUCCUCUCUGCACUUAGCUCCAAGAAGUAAAUCAGCAGGUUUCUAUCAAAUGUUGCUGUUUGUUGUUGGUAAAGUUACCUUGUAAAUGUAAUAUAAUAAGAGCAUAAUUCGCAGGUUGUUUUUGUUUGAAGGAUUCAAAAAGAGACAACAAAAUCCAUAGAAUGACUUUAAAUCUUAAUAUAUAUAAUAUCUACGCUCUGUUUCGACUCU
Messenger RNA from Camelina sativa (false flax), 2422 nucleotides. RefSeq names its product pumilio homolog 12-like. Gene Ontology annotation, biological process: post-transcriptional regulation of gene expression. Lineage: Eukaryota; Viridiplantae; Streptophyta; Magnoliopsida; Brassicales; Brassicaceae. Gene Ontology annotation, molecular function: mRNA binding. Gene Ontology annotation, cellular component: cytoplasm. The record is from RefSeq and is a predicted model, not a curated record.